AUGAUCUUCUCGUCGUGGACAUACGAUCAAACUGGAAUUGACUACUUUCCAGCUUCAGAUGAAAUAUCGAUAGCAAACUAUUUGGAGAAUGAAGGAUGGGAACUGUUAACGACCAAAGUGAGUCGUCAUGAGGUGAAAUACAGCUGUUGUCCGAAUGCGUACACGCUACUGCAUUUGACACUUUAUCUGAGAAGGAAACCAUUGUUCUAUUUGGUGAAUCUGAUUAUUCCUACCUCAAUCAUCACUCUUAUCGCCAUCGUUGGAUUCUUCACAACGUCCUCUGCAAGUGGAAUGCGUGAAGAGAAAGUAUCGCUAGGAAUUACGACGUUGUUGUCGAUGUCCAUCCUAAUGUUAAUGGUGUCCGACCAAAUGCCUACAACGUCAACGUUCAUCCCUUUGAUUGGGUGGUUCAUCCUUGCAAUGAUUAUUGUUAUCUCGCUUGGAACUGUUGUCUCGUCCAUUAUUAUUGCUGUCCAAAAGAGGGGCAGUCUUGGCGAGAGACUUUCCAAACGAACUCUGAAGAUCGCCAAAACAAUUGCGUAUUUCACAUUCACGGCUCUGCCGUCCCAUAUCGAAAAGGAGCAAAUGAUGGAAGCAUUCGAUGCUGCGACUCCAACAGUGGAAACUGCGAAACCAGCCAUGGAUGCUUCCAAGAAAUGGAUGAGUCUUCGACGGGCUAAAAACGGUGUCGCAGUCGUUUCUGAUAAAAGCACUGACGCAUUGAUUAACAUGGCCAACUCUGGGACAGAGGAUGUACUACCGUUGGCGGGUAUGACACUGGUGACACCGCUGUCACCACCAGCCGCCAUCAUCGACGACGAUCUCUCUCUACACAGCGAUUUCUCUGCUUUACCAACAUCGGGACGAUUGCUUAAGAAGUCAAGCACUAGAUGUAAUGUGUUCAAGGAAAUGACCUCUUCCAUUCGACAUAAUCGACAACUGGCUGUGGCCGAGUUCGAAUGGUUGGCUACUGUCGCAGAAAGAAGUUGCUUUGUGAUCUUCGUGCUGAGCUUCCUCGUCAUUACCAUAGGAAUCAAUUUAAUCGGCUACGUACACUGGAACAAAGCGGACCAGCUAUGGAGAAAACAGUGA
Messenger RNA from Cooperia oncophora, 1092 nucleotides. NCBI's taxonomy places the organism in Eukaryota, Metazoa, Nematoda, Chromadorea, Rhabditida, Trichostrongylidae. The record is from the annotation of a GenBank genome assembly.